CCCCCUUCAGGCGGCCCUGCGGAGGAGCGCCGAGCGCCUGGAUGCUCGCUGGUCCGAGCGGUCGGCGGAGGAGCCGAGCGGCUGACGCUGGGUCACCGCCCGCGGCCAUUUCCCCCUCCCCCUUGUCCCCUUCCUCCUUCCUCCUUCCUUCCUCCCCUUCCCUUCCCCCCGCCCAGUUCUUGCCGGGCGGGCCCAGCCCUGCCUGGCCUGGCCCCCAAGGGCGCCAGAAGUCUCUCGGCGGACGCUCAGGUGGUAUAUAUCAACCUUUUAAAGUUGGGAAAAGGAUAACAGCUUUUUGAGUAACAAAGAUGCCUCCUAAAUUCAAGCGCCACCUAAAUGAUGAUGAUGUCACUGGUUCCGUGAAAAGUGAAAGAAGAAAUCUUCUAGAAGAAGAUUCAGAUGAAGAAGAGGAUUUUUUCUUAAGAGGCCCAUCUGGACCAAAAUUUGGACCACGGAAUGACAAAAUUAGACAUGUACAGAAUCAGGUGGAUGAAGUAAUUGAUGUCAUGCAAGAAAAUAUUACAAAAGUAAUUGAAAGAGGAGAAAGACUGGAUGAACUACAAGACAAAUCAGAAAGCUUAUCAGAUAAUGCAACAGCUUUUAGCAACAGAUCAAAACAGCUUCGAAGACAAAUGUGGUGGCGUGGAUGCAAAAUGAAGGCCAUCAUGGCUCUAGUUGCUGUUAUCCUUUUGCUGGUGAUUAUCAUUCCUAUUGUCCUGAAAUAUCGGACUUGAUUCAGUGACCAGAGAUCGCCAAUAAAACCAUUCUGGGACAAGUUUAAAAAAAAAAAAGAAGAAGAAGAAGAUUGCUGCAUAAUUUAAGAAAUAUGUAUAUGACUUUCAAAAAUGUUUUUUCCCAAGAAGUAAAAAGAGGCAAGUGUCCAGUUCAGAUUGGAGCAUUGACAAGUUCCUGGUAGCCUCCUCUGUUUCACUAAAAUAUGCUCUCAUUAAUUUAUUUUUAAAACAGAAACAUCUACUUUGCCAUAUUAUAGGAGUCUAAUUUGAAACUAGAUACUUGCCAAUACGUUAUUUGUAUAUAGAGUUAAACAUUGAUGAUGAUAUUUAUAAUUUAACACAAUUUCCUACUGUAAACUAGAGAGGUGGGGAUUUAUUGCAUCAAGUUCAGGGAUAGGGUGGGACAUAAGAGAUGAAACAUUAUGUAAAAAGGAAUGGUAACGAUUCAGUUAAUAAUUACAAAAUGUAUACUUUUUCUCAUGUAAAAACAUUAGAUUUUGGAAAUAGCUUCCAUAUAUUUAUGAAGAAACUAAUGUUUUAAAUACUGCUACUUUCAACUGUGACUAAAGACAUUCCAGUAAACCUAUUUUGCCUGUAUGUAGAAUUUGUGAAAACUUUUUUUUUUUUUUUUUUUUUACUUUGAGGCUACAGUAAUGUAUUCUGAUCAAUCCUAAAGCACAGUCUCACACAAUUAAGGUAGGAAAUGAGAUUGAAGGAAAAGUGAGUUAUCAGUGGAAUGUUUGAGAAUAAUGGCUCCCACAUAUGGACACAUUGCAAUAAAAAAUAGCCAACUUUCAUUUCUCUCCAAUAAUAAUUGGAAAGAAAUUAAGAGAUGAUUAAUAAAGGAAAUCUAUUUUUGUUCCACUUUUUGCCCUCAACAAACCCUCUUUCCAGAGCUGCUAACAAGUAACAAAGACAGUUGUUUUGACUUUGACCACUUUUCCUUGCUUACCAUCUAUUCUCUAAUAGAAGUGGUAAUUUGCCACAAGAUGGCCAAAAAGCAAGUAGCAGGACCUAGGAGAAACUUCCAGGAGUCUUGAGUAAUCCACAGAUGGGAUCAUCUGUACCUGAAAAAUCACGUGUUGGUUAACAUUGAAAGUUUUAACUUUUUUCUUGACCUAUUUUCACUUAAUAAAUAGAGACAGGUUAUGAGAUUUUUAAAAAGCUUAAUCUAAGUUGUGCUAACAUAGUUAUGUUCUUCAUGCAUGCCAAAAAGAAAAUAAAAAAACCCAUUUAAAAGCACAGUGAAGUUCCACAAUGAAAACUGAAUGAUUUUACAAGAGCUUUGUCUAAGCAUCCUUGUGUCUAGAAGUCACUUCUUCACACAUUUUAACAAUAAAGUAAGUUAUGAGAUGGAAAAUGGCAAUAUGUAGUAAAGAAAAUGAGUCUAUAGAUUACUUAUUUUAGGAAAUUGUGUUGCUACAAAAUA
Sarcophilus harrisii (Tasmanian devil) is the source of this 2163-nucleotide messenger RNA. RefSeq names its product vesicle associated membrane protein 4 (gene VAMP4). Gene Ontology annotation, biological process: Golgi ribbon formation; vesicle-mediated transport. Bases 309 to 734 code for a protein of 141 amino acids. The record is from RefSeq and is a predicted model, not a curated record. Lineage: Eukaryota; Metazoa; Chordata; Mammalia; Dasyuromorphia; Dasyuridae. Gene Ontology annotation, cellular component: membrane. The transcript is spliced from 8 exons.